Coregonus clupeaformis (lake whitefish) is the source of this 2086-nucleotide messenger RNA. Its product is annotated as protein Wnt-10a. Lineage: Eukaryota; Metazoa; Chordata; Actinopteri; Salmoniformes; Salmonidae. Gene Ontology annotation, biological process: multicellular organism development; canonical Wnt signaling pathway; cell fate commitment. Gene Ontology annotation, cellular component: extracellular region. Gene Ontology annotation, molecular function: frizzled binding; cytokine activity. The transcript has 4 exons. The record is from RefSeq and is a predicted model, not a curated record. Bases 471 to 1643 code for a protein of 390 amino acids.
UGCUAAGUGGUGUAGUUCAGAAUGCUAUCAGUAAGCUACAAGAAAAACAUUAGAAGUCAAGAUAGUGCGCGUUAGUACACCCACCGCUUUCGGAUGUAUUCCAAUGCUUAUAUCUUGCCAGAGCUAUCGAACAAUUGCGCAGAUGUGAGAUAGCAUGAAAGAGUGUUCAGUCAACUCUCUUCCAACUUAUUAUCUUCAUUCAAUAAGUUAAAAGAAAGUGCAGUCAAACUUUGUCGUUCUUUAAAUGACUUGUCCUGCAGUAGUUAGGUACAUCCAGCACUUUGUCUGCCUUUUAUCAGAUCUCAAAUCAGAUACACACUUGAACCCAGGACCUGUCGUCCUCAAAGUGCGUCGCCGGGAACUCUGGAGUGGACGAGCCUUUGAUAAAGCUGUCAGAUUUUAGAGGGACAUAAAACUUGUUAUAGGCGCUCUAUCUCUGCACUUAUCUGUUGUCAAAAACGAGCCAUACAAUGGAUUUCUCAUUCUGCCUCCUAAUAUGUCUUCUGAGUGCUAUCACUCUGUUCAAUCAAAGGGUAGAUUCCAACGAGAUUCUAGGGCUGAAAAUCCCUAAUAUUGACCCCAUUCUCAACGCCAACACUGUGUGCUUGACCCUGCCUGGACUGAACCGCAGACAACUGGAGGUGUGCAUGAGAAACCCAGACGUCACCGCCUCGGCCAUCCAAGGGAUCCAGAUCGCCAUCCAUGAGUGCCAGCACCAGUUCAGAGGACACAGGUGGAAUUGCUCCAGCCUGGAGACCAGGAACAAGAUCCCAUACGAUAGUGUGGUUUUCAAACGAGGUUUCCGUGAGAGUGCCUUUGCAUAUGCCAUCGCAGCGGCGGGCGUGGUCCACGCCGUGUCCAACGCCUGCUCCAUGGGGAAGCUGAAGGCGUGCGGCUGUGACGAGAAGCGGAGAGGCGACGAGGAGGCCUUCCGCAUCAAACUGAACCGGCUGCAGCUGGAGGCCAUCCACCGCGGGAAGGGCAUGGUGCACGGUGUCAUGGAGCACUUCCCUGCAGACCUGCCCGGGCCUCAGGACUCCUGGGAGUGGGGAGGCUGCAGCCCCGAUGUGGACUUUGGGGAGAAGUUCUCUCGGGACUUCCUGGAUUCGCGUGAGACCUACAAGGACAUCCAUGCCAGGAUGAGGCUCCACAACAACAGAGUUGGCAGGCAGGUGGUGAUGGACCACAUGAGACGGAAAUGCAAAUGCCACGGGACAUCAGGAAGCUGCCAACUGAAGACCUGCUGGCAAGUCACACCGGAGUUCAGGGUGGUAGGCUCGCUGCUCAAGGAGCAUUUCCACAUAGCCACCCUCAUCAAAGCCCACAACAGGAACACAGGCCAGCUGGAGCACGCCCACCACCCCACACACAGACGCAGAUCCAACCUCAACGAGCUGGUCUACUUUGAGAAAUCUCCGGACUUCUGCGAGAGGGAUUUGCGGUCCGACUCGGCCGGAACGCAAGGGAGGAUCUGUAACAAGACGAGUCCAGAGAUGGACAACUGUGAAAGCCUCUGCUGCGGGCGAGGCCAUAACAUCUUACAGCAGACCCGCAGUGAACGAUGCAAUUGCAAGUUCCACUGGUGCUGUUACGUGGUCUGCGAAGAGUGUCGAAUAACAGAGUGGGUCAGUGUCUGCAAAUGAAGAAAUGCAGAAAUGCAAUAAUAUACCUUUUUUAAACAGGGAAAGACUGCAAUACACCCAUUCCCUUUGCAAUGGACUGCCAUUUCCAUUAGUAGAAUGGAACGCACGAAAACAAGACUGGAAUAUAGCCAGUUCAAAGAGGUGUACAAUCAGAGUGUGCACAGCAUGUGUCCAACCACCAUAGUUCAGAGCAUCUGGAGCUGCACUGCCUUUCAUCUCAGAAAGUGUUUUUAGAUUAAAGAUAGUGAAAUACUAUGGAUAAUAUUGAUAACUGAGCACUCAUGAAUUUAAACUAGGGUUCCGAAAAUGACAAAUAGCUGAUUUUUUUAUCUAUAGAUGUAAAACAACUGCCUGGGUUUCCGGUAAUUUAAGAAGAAGAAGAAGAAGAAGAAGAAGAAGAAGAAGAAGAAGAAGAAGAAGAAGAAGAAGAAGAAGAAGAAGAA